Messenger RNA from Siniperca chuatsi (mandarin fish), 6013 nucleotides. RefSeq lists its product as uncharacterized. The coding region runs from base 622 to 4704 and encodes 1360 amino acids. The record is from RefSeq and is a predicted model, not a curated record. NCBI's taxonomy places the organism in Eukaryota, Metazoa, Chordata, Actinopteri, Centrarchiformes, Sinipercidae. The transcript has 16 exons.
AUGCAGCAGCCACUCAGUCAGUCAUUUAGUCCAUUGUUUUCCCUCUAGCUCGCUAUUGUAUUGUACCACUCCAAGGAUUUGUGCUAUACUUUUUCUGUAUACGCGAUUCUAUAGGAAAAGCCUUUUUCCUGUUUUUGAAGACACUCAAAAUCUUGAUUCAUUUGAAAAGGAGAUUCCUAUUUUUCAAACUUUCUUCUUAUAAUUCAUUCCUUUUUUGUGUGAUAUUCUGAUCCUGUUAUAAUCCCACUUUGGCUGCCAUUGUAUGUGAGUACUGGAGUGGUUAAGAUUGGCUUGUUGUUGUGCCUCUGCUGCCAAUUUGUGAGGAAGGGAGCUCUGUAUGAAAUUUGACUGUAGUGGAGCUCAAAGGUGGGAGGAACCUCAGAAGAUGGUCUGAAUUGGAAGAGAGGGCAAUCUUCUCUGUUGCAAAGAGAGAGAAGUCAUCGGUUUUCAGGAAGAAAAGAGAGUCUGAUGUGGGACAACACCAUAAGGUGUUGGAUUUGAGGGUUUUAAAUUUCAUUCUUGGACAAACCAGAGAAAACAUUUAUUUCGCGAAGCGGGAAAAAGAAGUAUUUUGUUUUGGGAAAGAAUCUUUAGGUUUUUGCUUCACUUCAGUUUUACAACAUGGCUGGGAUGUAUGGAUGCUUCAAGAGCAGGAACAGUGACAGCGCUGCUAUGGCAUCAGGACCUCCAGAUGCGAUGGCCAAUCAGGAGCCUGCUGAGGUCGUGGAAGAGUGCUCAGGAAAGAAAAAGUCCAAGUUCCAGACGUUUAAAAAAUUCUUUGCCAGGAAGAAGAGAAAGGAGCAGACGCAGGCCGCAGGAGCAGAUGCGGGGCUUAAAGCCAGCCAAUCGAGCGACAAUGUCAGCAAGACAUCCGGAAAUAACACACUCACUCGAUCAGAGAUGGAUAAGGGCUCUGGGUCAAAGAUCAGCCUGGGCAGCAAGGCCUUGUCACAUGACUCUGUCUUUGUUUCUGACUCAUCGGAGGCCAACGAGGCUCUGGGGGCAUCCCAGGACAGCAUUCAUGGGAAAGUGAAAUCCCUACAGCUCCAGCUAAAGCAGGCCAUCAGACUCGGGUCUCCUCCAUCACUCAUGUGUGUGAAGAGAGCGGAAGAUGCUGGAAUCAUGUCUGAGGAUGACGGCCUGCCCUGUAGUCCACCUGAAUACACGACACUUCACACAGUCAUGAAUCAGGCUCAGAGGAACAGCUCGAUCAGUCUGGAGGGAAUAGAUAAUGAUGACGACCAGCUGUCCUGUGCUGCCUCCAGCAGAGCGGUGAGCCCCCUGGUGGUUCCAGGGGACUUCAGUCAGCCGGCCAGUCCCUUCGGCUGUCUGGAUAACUCCGCUGCCAAACACAAGCUGGGCCUGAGAUACAAAGCCUGCAACAGGAGGAAACCUGUCAGUAGGUUGGAGAUGAAAGCAGAGGGAGACUCUGUGGUGGAGGAGAUACUGAACACCUCUAUAACAGAAGCUUUGGAGAAGCGAGAACAUCAGAAGACAACAGAAGGUGUAAGUGGUGAUGAGCUGAAACCAAAAGUGGAGAGAGAAGAAGAAGAAGAAGAAGAAGAGGAAGAGGAGGAGGAGGAGGAGGAGGAGGAUCAGCCACAACAUUCCAGACAAUCCCUGUUGAAUGAUAAGGAGGAGAGGGAGGAGGGAGAAGAGGGAGAGGAGGGAGAGGAUGAGUCGGAAGCAGAACAGGAUGUGUCUCGCUGCCUGGACACUUCCUGUCCUCCUGAGCCGUGUCUCUCAGAGGAGGAAGCACCAGAUGCCCAGCCCCUGCUGUCCUUCGAGCCCAGCUCGAGAGCCUCCUCUCUGGACAGUCUUGGAGCCACGCCAGAGCCCCCUUCUGGUCCAAGAGAAUACUUGCUGGAUCCUCCAGGCAUUGCCUAUGGAGCCGAGGAGAACAGGGUUGAAAGUGACUUGGCACUGAGAGGAGAAGAAGAUGGAGUCCAGGAAAACAGGGAGGAGGAGAGCUCCUUCUUAGAGGAGGUGCUGAGCUCCUUGAAGACUCCCCUCGCGUCUUGCUCACUGGGCGUGGAGACUGAGGGUGUUGUCCUGGAGAUAGAGGAGGAGGUGGAGGAAGAGGAAAGAGACGAUGUAGAGAUAGAAGAAGGGGAGGAGGUGAAGGAAGACGAGGCAGAAGUGAAUGAGCCUGUCGGCUAUCAGGCUGCUCCAGCUGGCUCCCUCCUGGCAGAUCAGACCACUGAGGAAGAGGAAGAGGUUGCCACUUUGAGCACGAGUACUCCUUCUUGUCAAGAUAUUGAAGAAGAGGAGGAAGAGGCAGCAGAGGAGGAGGAAGAAGAGCUGGUGGUGGAACAAGUCAGUCAACAUGGUCAAGAAGAGGAAGGAAAGAAAGAGGAGGCAGAGGAAGUCAAACCCGAGAAACAAAAUGAAAUGCUUACAGGAAACACUGUCAACCAGGCAGAGGAAGAGGAAAGAGAAGAAGAAGACGAAAGUGAGGGAGAGGAGGAGGCAAUAGAGCUGGAGAAGGAGCCAGAGGUGGAGGAGGAGGGACGGGAGAAGAGGGAAGAGAACGAUGUGGAGAAGGAAGCAAAGGAGAGAGUAGAGGAGGCUGAGGAAGCAAUAGAAGAAGAGAGGGACGACGCAGAGGAGAUGACCGAGACGUUUCCUGAUGCAGCAGAUGAAGAAGUUAAAAUUGCUGUGCCGCAGCAGGAGACAGAUGAGGGUGUAGAUGUUGUGGUUGGGGAUGUCGCUGGGUACACCCCACAACACACCAAUGAUGAUCAGAUCCCUACAGAACUGGGUGAUCAGGUAUUUGCCAUAGUGCAUGAGAGUCAAGCAGCUUCCAAUCAAAGCUAUGGAAAGGAGAGGGAAGAUGGAGAAGAGGGAGUGGAGGAAGGCGUAGAGAUCGACCACACGGAACAAACAUCAGACCAAGAGGAAGAAAGUGAAGCAAACCGACCUGAUGCAGAUCAAAUUGAGCAAGAUCUGGAGCAGGGAGAUGUAGAAAUACCCCAUUUAGACACGAAGCAAGUGGAAAACGAUCAAACUGGAGCCACAGAACAAGCUACUGUUUUGUCGAAGCCUCCUUCUUUGUCUCUUCCAGAGUCCCAUUAUGAGACUCGGUCACAAGAGAGCGGAGCCAGCACUCCCAGUAAGACCAGCACUACCACUCUCCACAUAAAUCUACUCUCUCCAAGCUCAGAGAAAGUCACAUCUUUCUUUCAACAGUCCCCAACUGCUGCAUAUCCCAAAGAAAGUGAGACACCUUCUCAUGCUGUAGCAGCCGCAGAGCAAAAUACAGCAUCCACAGAAGAAGAACCGGCUGACACAAUGGAAACAGUAGAAGAAAAACAGUCGGCCCUGGAAGAAGAAGCUACACCCCCUGCCUCUGUGGAGGAAACAGUCAACCAGCCGUCCAGUGGUUCAGAUCAGAGCAAAAUCCGCUUCACCAUCGCCCCCGCCUGGCAGAGAUCGCUCUCUGUAGAAGAUGCCAAAGAGAGUUUGACUCCUCCCUCCUCCCCACCCGCCUGCGUCUCCUCUUCGUCGUCUGCCAUCACAGGGCCUGGAGGUGUGGAGGCGGAGGCUGCAACUACGAAGGACCCCGAAGUGAAAGCAGAGCCAGCGAGUACGGCUAAGGUUGAACUGGUGUUGUGUCCUGGUAGAGUGAGGAGUGCAGGGACCACCGCUGCCAAACCACAGAGCAACGCAACACCGCCUCCACCCCCCACUAAACCUCAGACCUUAGCUGCUACAAGCACGGAAGCGAGCUCUGGCGUAGUGGAGGGAAACCCCGACAAUCCAUUUGGAGUUCGGCUGAGGAAGACGUCAGUUCUGCACCGCUUCAGCUCAGAGGAGGAAAACACAGAGCCUCCCAUCGAGCCACCAACUCAGCUAACCAGCUGUAAAGUUGACUCACCACAGCCAAUCAGUGUAAAGCCCUCCAUAGGUCAGCCAGCCAGCAACAAACCCACCCUCCCUAAGAAACCAGAUGUAUAUGGAGACAAUGGAGGAAAAAACAAGCGCACCUCAGACCCAGCUGCAGUUCGUGGUGUUUCUGGGGGAUCUGAUUCUCCCAGCUGGAUCUCUAUGGCCAAACAGAAACAGAAGAUCUAUAAAGAAAACUCACUAGAAGAGAUAACUGUCAAGAAGGAGGAACAAGAGAGGAAGAGUUCACUGCCAAUGUUUGUCAGUUCAGCUGCAAGCUGGGAGCACAGCAACAAAACAGCUGAGUCCACCGGCAAAGUGAGUCCGUUGGAGAUCAGUAAGCCUUCAGCGUCUUUAGAAAAGGAGGCCAGGAGGGCUCUCUCUCCUCCAACUCCAGUGCCAUCCCAACCUCCUAAAUCCCUGUCGCUCCCCUGCCCUGUCCCUCCAAAACCCCAGGUUCCCCCUGCCACUGCGAAACACCCGCCCCAACCUAACCCACCCCAAAGAUCCCUGUCACCACCUACCCCGGUUCCUGUUCCCCAAAAAUCUCCCUCUUGCACAAGCCCGCCAUCUCUCUCCAAAACUGCCACCUCACCCAAGACACCCCAGCCCCAGAGCACAACACUUACCGCCCCUCCUUUUUCAUCGAGAACCGCCCUGGAAAAGUCUGGUUCAAGAGCUCCAGGGCUUUCCAGCCAGACCCCGUCCUCCCAGCGAGGCCUGCCUCCCCCAGCAUUGCCUCAGGACGAGCCGCCUUGGAUGGCCCUGGCCAAGAAGAAGGCCAAAGCCUGGAGCGAGAUGCCCCAGAUCGUCCAGUGACAGGCACAUGUUUCAGUAAGGUCUAGUACACGAGCCCAAGCUGGCUCAAAAAAGACCCAAGUGGGUCAGAUUUGAAAGGGGCAGAGAGUCUGGAUGGACCAGAAUGCAUUUGCACACAAAGAGUUGUUGUUUUCUGUUGUUUUCUUACUUCCUGGUUUCUACCCUGGCUUAAGUCUUCGGAUUGGUACAAACCCUCCAAUCACAGCUAAAGACAGGCUCAGAUGACCUCUUUCUUUCUUUACGUCCUUAUGUUGUACAUUCAUGUUUUCUAAAUGACAGGAUAGGACCACAAAAGUUAACGUGUCUUACUUGAAGUGGAUCCAUAUUUUUUUCAAUACAUACUUAGUAUGUUUAUAAGAUGCCUGAAUGAGAGAAAAUACCUGUAGUCUAACAGCAGUAAAUAUUAAUUUUUAUCUAAAGUAAUUUAGAUGACUCCAUUCGAUAUCACUAAACAUUUCAGGGAAGGGAAGAAAGAGACAUUAUUUUAUAACGAGGAUACUUUAUUCACAGAAAGUUGGUUAGACUGUCAGCCUCAGUGUGUGUGUGUGUGUGUGUGUGUGUGUGUGUGUGUGUGUGUUUUAUUUUAAGGCUGUGAUACAUGCUCACAUUUUGAGGAAUGUGGAAAAUAUUGUGACCUGAGAGUAAAACGGUAUUACAUCCAAGUUAAGCUGGAGAAGAAUUUGCUGAACUGACUGCUGCUGGUCAUGAGUUUUGGUAAAAUUUGCUGAUCCACGGUUCCUCAAACUGCUGUCUGUGUAUCGGGUUCUUUAGACAAAUAUAUUUCUUGUAACAUAAUCCACAGACACUAAACUAAUGAUGUUUGUUGUGUUAGCGAGUGCUCAGUGUGUCCAAUAUGUUCCAGGUUGUCAAUGCAAAUUAUAUUUUUAAUUUUCUCUUCUGAUAUUUUGAAUAAAUAACUACAGAGUAUCUAUCAGCACCCUACAUAAACCUGCUAUCUCCAAAAAGUCAUCUGUUCAGGAAUCAAGGAAAACGCUCAUCACAUUGACUUUCAUGUGUUUUUAAUACUUUUCAGUGCAUCAUUGUGUUGUUGUGCUGCGGGUUAUGAAACAUUUUCCAUUGUAAAUGAAACCAAAAUUAAUAUACCGCUAAUUUACUUGGAGAUUGAUUUGCUGCAGGAUGCAAAGCAUCACUAAAGGAAAGCAAGUUUCGCGGCUGAAAGUUUUCUUUGUAUCCAUUAAAUCUUAUCUAUCUCACAGUAACUAUAUGUUUUAUGCAUUUUGUUUUAUUUUCUAUUGCCUUUUGAGAAUUUGUCUUGUACAUAAAAUGUGAAGUAAAUGAAAUCACUUUU